AUGAUAAAGGGGAGAACAACUCCACCCCUGCUAGUAGUAGUACUAUGGUCAUUCUUAUGGUCCUUCUCUCUCCUUUGUAAUCGCUCAAGCUGCUUCAGGCAUGGCAGUAGUGAAGCAAAGGGGAUCCUUACAAUAGGCAGAAAAAGAAGUUACUUUCGGAACAGAAGAAAAGUGUUCACCCUGAAGAACUAUGGGAAGGAAUUUUCUGAGCGAGUAAAGAAGCUAAAUCACCUAUCGGAUGUUUUAAAAAUUGAUGCGUACCCAUCGUCCUUCAUAAAAAGAACGACAAAGAUAGACCAGUUGAAGAAGAACUAUGAGCAUUUAAAAAAUGGAGAAAAGGACGACAAGGAAAAGUAUGUGAUAUACGGCCGAGUAACAGUCAAAAGGAACGAUGGAAUGUUCCUGAAUGUGCAGGAUGAUGGUGGCACAGUACAAAUAUAUGUUGAUGCACAUUUGGUGCUUAAAGGGGGAAGCAAAUCAGAGGAAAAAAGGAAUGACUGUCUAGAGGGUGAUGAGGAAAAUGACCAGGGGGGCAAGAAUACCUGUCCAGGUGUAGCGCAAAAUGGGAUUAACUCCUCCAACGAUGAUGGUAAUGCUACACAUGGAGGGGGAAGCCAAUUCGCCUUAGGCAAAGAAGGAGAAACUGCCCACAAGGAAAACGCAAUAAAAGUGAGAAAAAUUAUCGAAGUAGGCGAUUUCAUAGCAAUAAAAGGAUUUGUUCGGAAAUCUCAAAGGGGAGAAAUAACUUUACACGCAGAAGAAAUUGUCCUGCUAGCUAAAGCCUUGCUUCCCUUGCCAGACAAAUACAAAGGAAUGAAGGAUGUUGAAUAUAAGUACAGGAAAAGGUACCUCGACUUUUUAAUCAACAAGGAAGAAAAGGAAAAAAUUAUAACUAGAUUUGAUUUGAUUCAAGAAAUUAGAAAGUUCUUGCUAAAAAAAAAAUACACAGAAGUAGAUACCCCAAUAUUGCAGUCCAUCGCUGGAGGUGCUUCAGCUAAACCAUUUGAAACGUUCCUAAAGAACUUAAAUUUAGUGCUCUACUUAAGAAUAGCACCUGAGCUCUUUUUAAAAAAAUUAAUCAUAAGUGGAAUUUCAGAACAAAUUUUCGAAUUCAGCAAAUGCUUCCGCAAUGAAGGCUUAAGUACCAUACACAACCCUGAGUUUACACUUCUCGAAAUUUAUAAGGCCUACUCUAAUUAUAAAUAUAUGAUUACAUUUGUUGAAAGGUUAAUAAAAACAGUGUCGAAGAAAUUUUCUCUUCCUUCCAGUAUCGAUAAGUCUUUGUUGUACGAAAAGAAAUGGAAAAGAAUUUCCUUCAUGAAAAUAGUAAAGGAUUACACCUCUGUAGAUUUUCUUAACCUGCCGUUCGAUCAAGCUUAUAAUGAAGCAAAAAAAUUAAACGUAACUUUUGAUCAAGGGAAGGAACACUUAAAUUGGGGAUUAGUCGUUGAGGAGGUCUUUAAGCGAAAGGUAGAACCUUUUUUAGGUAACGAGCCUGUUCAUAUAUAUCACCUCCCUGCAGAAACUUCCCCUCUGGCCAAAACGUUAAGCAAGAAUAAAAAGUUGUCCGAACGGUUUGAAACGUACAUUGGGAAGAUGGAAAUAGCGAAUGGCUACUCGGAGGAGGCCAACCCUCUAAUGCAGGAAAGGAAGUUUAUUUCUCAAUAUACCUUAAAGCAUAAAAAGUGUGAAGAGGGAAGUAUCAGCACCACAGGGGGGUUUGCUCCUCCGGAUGAUGCUUCUUCAGGUGAUAACCGGGGGGAUGCAAACCAAGUGAGUACGCCCUCUGGUGAGAAUAUUCCCCAAGGACACGAACAAAUUAGCUCAAAAAUGCAACAUAUGCAAAAUGUCAAUAACCAAAUUGAUUACGAUUAUGUAACCGCCCUGGCGCAUGGCUUACCCCCAACGGGAGGCCUCGGAAUAGGCAUAGAUCGCUUGUGCAUGUUGCUGACAAAUUCCAGUUCGAUCAAAAACGUGUUACCAUUUCCAAUAAUAAAGCCACAUUGA
This is a messenger RNA of Plasmodium coatneyi, 2007 nucleotides long. RefSeq names its product Lysyl-tRNA synthetase. Gene Ontology annotation, molecular function: tRNA binding; ATP binding; lysine-tRNA ligase activity. The transcript has a single exon. NCBI's taxonomy places the organism in Eukaryota, Apicomplexa, Aconoidasida, Haemosporida, Plasmodiidae. Gene Ontology annotation, cellular component: cytosol; cytoplasm. Gene Ontology annotation, biological process: lysyl-tRNA aminoacylation. The coding region runs from base 1 to 2007 and encodes 668 amino acids. The record is from RefSeq and is a predicted model, not a curated record.